Molecule: messenger RNA, 456 nt
Organism: Strongylus vulgaris
Lineage: Eukaryota; Metazoa; Nematoda; Chromadorea; Rhabditida; Strongylidae
Source: the annotation of a GenBank genome assembly
AUGUGCCCUCACAUGCCCCAUCGUUCUCCAACUGAAUGCCUCGCACAUCUUGCACGUCGAGCCAUCAACGGGCAUACAAAGUAUAUAGUUGCUACCAAUGAUGAUUCUCUUUCUGAGAAGCUGCGCACCAUUGCCGGCACUCCCAUAUUAUACAUCAAAUACAAUGCAAUACUACUAGAUCGAGUAUCUGAGACAUCGAAGUCCGCUGCCGAAGCACCCAAAAGUGAGAUAGAGAAAGUGAAGGAAUUAAAGGCAGCUGUGUUUGGUGAAGUGGAAGUGAAGAAAAGGAAAAGGAUAAAGGGUGCAAAUCCACUUUCAUGUAAGAAAAAGAAAAAAGUGGAUAGUAAAGCUGGUUCUAUAGCGAGAACUGGCGAACGAACAGCGAGCGGUAAAAGGAGGCGAUCAAAGCGAAAGUCAGCUGCGGUUAGGGAAAAUUUAGCAAGUAACAUAGUUUAG